UUGAACAACCUUGGCAGCAAGCUUCAGAGGCGGUACAAGCGGACGGGAGACAUGGCCGACCUCGAGGAGGCAAAUCGAGUUUUCGGCCGUUCUUGGACCUCCAACAGCUCCGCACCGUUCACUCGAUGCCUCAAACUGCUAUUCCAUUUAAAACAGUACAGCGAGGCUGCAGAAAUCGCAGUUUCAGUCACAGAUUUCCUCCCAAUUGUCAAUGCCCGGCCUCUUGAUCGCAACGACAGACAACAUAUUGUGUCAAGAUUUGCGGGCAUUGCUGCCGACGCCUGCGGAGUGCUUCUUCAAGCGCGAGAUCUAGAAACCGCGCUCCAGUACCUAGAAAAGGGUCGCGCCGUCAUUUUGGGCCAGAUGAUCGACAACUGGAGUGAUCUAUCGUCCUUGAUGAAGGCUCAUCCGGAGCUGGCUUCAAAGUUUAAGGCUCUCCGCGACACUAUUAACGCUCGUUCUGGCCAUUCGAGUGCCAAAUCAGAUCGACUUCUUACUGCGCAGCGGCGUCGUACUGCCGCUGCAGAGCUCGAGCUAUGUAUCAAGUCAAUUCAAGGCGUACCUGGCCAAGAGUUGUUUAUGGCAGCCCAAAGCACCGAGGCAAUACAAGCCUGUACUAUCGGUGGCAACGUUAUUAUUGUCAAUGUAAGUCAACUACGCAGCGACGCCAUUAUCGUAUCGCCGACUGGCAUUCGUACGAUACGUCUUCUAAGCCUGUCUGCGGCUGACGCAGAGAUCUGGAUCGGUAAACAGUGGCACGGCCUCAGAUCUGAACGUGGGCGAGGAAUAAAGAAUAUGCGGAGUGGCAGGCUUUCCACACGUGAUCGGAUGCUUGUGGCCGUUAGUAGAUCGAGUGUGCGUUGA
Hyaloscypha bicolor E is the source of this 864-nucleotide messenger RNA. RefSeq lists its product as uncharacterized. The annotation marks the transcript as partial. The transcript has a single exon. The record is from RefSeq and is a predicted model, not a curated record. NCBI's taxonomy places the organism in Eukaryota, Fungi, Ascomycota, Leotiomycetes, Helotiales, Hyaloscyphaceae.